GCUCUCAGCGACUUCUGCUCCGAUCCGAACACGUUCGUCCUCAACUCCACCCAGUUCAACUCCGGGACCAGCUCAGAUGUGCUGGAUUAUUACCUGACCUGCAGCCGACGCAUGAGCAGUCCCUUCCAGCAGCUGCUAACCCAGUCACAGAGGGCGCUGUCCAACAUCCACACACACCUCUCCAGUCUGGACAGGAAUGCUCUGCCGCAGUAUCCGAAGGCUGAGAAGUCACUCAGGGAGGUUCAGCAGAUCCUCAACGCCACCGAGGGCAACUUUCAUCAGUUGGUGGCGCUGCUCAACUGUCGAAGUCUUAAUAAGGACUACAUCGACUCUCUGAAAGGUCUGUGCUACGAUGGGAUGGAGGGGCUACUCUACCUCUCCCUCUAUUCUUUCCUCUCUGCUUUGGCCUUCACGGCUCUUCUCUGUUCCCUGCCCGGCGCCUGGAGGAGCUUCCCCAGUGAUUCGGAGGAGUACGAAGACUCGGACAGCGAGAGUGAGGACCCCUUCACCUCCCAUCAGGCACGUAGACAGACGGCCGCGGGGUCUCAGCGAGGGGCCUUGCCCCCCUUCUAUAAUUACCCGGGGGCCGGGUGGACACCCCCGUUUUCUAGUGCGCCGCCCCUCCCGACUCCAAACGUUUCCUCCAAUGGCAACCCUGGCUAUGAGAGCCUGCCUUUGACUGACAGGCAGUCCCCACCCCCUUCUGUGAGUUCCUCUGUACUUGUGACAUCGUCAUAAUCUGUGCCAUUU
This is a messenger RNA of Lampris incognitus (smalleye Pacific opah), 750 nucleotides long. RefSeq names its product tweety family member 1 (gene ttyh1). The record is from RefSeq and is a predicted model, not a curated record. Gene Ontology annotation, molecular function: volume-sensitive chloride channel activity; intracellularly calcium-gated chloride channel activity. Lineage: Eukaryota; Metazoa; Chordata; Actinopteri; Lampriformes; Lampridae. The transcript has 7 exons. Gene Ontology annotation, cellular component: plasma membrane; smooth endoplasmic reticulum membrane. The annotation marks the transcript as partial.